AAAUCACCAUGGAGUCUCAAGGAGCACAGAAAGAGAUCAUAAACAACAUAUUUUCACAGGUGUCAAGACGCAAUAACACCUUUGUUGCUAACAUCAUCAAAGAGGGUAAAGAAGUGACUGUAGUUGACCUAAAGACCAAAAAGCAGCUUCAUAAGCUUAAAAUUGCCAAGAAGGCUGCUCUAGAUAGCCACUUCACUUCAGUAUCCUUUUCCUGGAAAGAUGCUUAUCUUGCUGCUUCUACAAGUGCAGGCGAUCUGCAUAUACUUGAUAUCAAAUAACGGAAGUAUUGAUGUCAAAAAGAAGCAUCAUUUCGGAACUAUUUUCGCUAUCACCUUCAGCAAAAUUCAGGAUGUCCUGUACUCAACUUCGGAAGACGGUACCGUCAAAGCUUAUGAUCUAACACUUCAAAAGACAAAAAACAUUGUAAAAUUUGCAAUGUUCAACAAAAAAAGCCAUCCCUCUUCUGUCACCUCUAACUUAGACAAGGCCUCAGUUGCUCAUGCCAUUGAUAUAAAUGGAAAAGACACGAAAAUGAUCUUAGCAGUCAAAUCCAACAUUCUGUGUUAUUCCUUAACCGAGAAUAGGUUCCUGACCUCUUAUGAAGGACAUGCGAGCCAGAUCUCCAGUUUGAAGUUCAACGAAUACACAGUAGAGCAGAAGCAAAAUAUUGAUGCCGUUCAUACCGACUACUUCCUCACCCUCGCUGAAGGGGAGCAGUUCUGAAAUAUCUGGAAAAGCUCUGAAUCCCAAGAUGGGAAGGUACUCACUAAUCCUUCAAAGAUGCUUGAGAUAACGGAUACCAGCCAGAACAUUGGCUUGCAGAUCAAGCAGAUCGCUGAGCAGUACUAUUUCGCUGCAUGCACUAGCACCCAUGCUGUCUGUGGGUACAUCUGCAACUUGAAAUCAAAGCUUAAGAACAAGAAGUGCGACUUCAAAGUGUCUAUUUCCAAGGAAUUCAUCAAGAAGAACCAGCUCAUUAUCACAAGCAAUAUUGUGAAUGAUACACAGAUCUUAGUGCUGAAAGGUAACCCAAUGGUUCUGGAUACCCACCAGUUCACAUAUCUUGAUGAGAACGCUAAGUCUCCAGGCACAGACCUUGUUAUCUCCCCUAAAGAGAAAGGAAAUAGCACUGCUAUUGACAAAAACGGGGAUACUAAAAUGAUGGGUCUUGAAUUCGAUCAGAUCCAACAAAGCACCACUCAGCAUGGAAUUCUGAAAGGAGUCGAACUAGCCUCUCUCGAAUCUAAGGUCGAGACUCUUCUUAGUGAUGGCAAGGCAAGCAAGGCAUCAAUUAAGGCUCUCAAAACCGGCUCUCUUGUAGCAGUUUUGGAGCAAAGUCUUCACGCCAAUGACAUUGAAACCAUCAACUGGGUCCUGAGUAACACAGAUACUCACGUGAUCACCCAGACCGUGAAGAAGGUUGGUAAGGAGACCCUGCAACAGCUUCUCCAGAACAUACUAAUUAAGCUCCAACAAGGAGUUCAAAAGUCAUCCCUUCUGUGGCUCAGCAUCGUUCUUAAACUACGUUGGUUGGAGGUCAUCAAGUACAUGAACACUCGUUCAACCAUGCAUUCACAGCAAUCGAUCAGCACUAUUCAUACCUAUCUCAGUAGAAAGACAAAAAAUCUCUCUAAAUAUUAUGAAGUGAGAGCCAAGCUCCAAAUGGUCGUUGAGAGUGGAGAAGCUAUUCUUGAAUCCCAAGAUGACAGUGAUGAAGAAAUGAAGGAAAUUGAUCCAGCCCAUAACUCCAAGUUCCCCAGAAUGUCUCACCAAGUAGAAGAUGCCUCAGAUCAAGAGGAAGAUAUCUCAGAUGUCGAUGAAGUCGUCGAAGACCAAGGCUUCGACCAGGUUGAAGGCGAAGGAUUCGCAGAUGAUGACGGCGAUGAAGAAGAUGACCUCAGAGAGGACCUAGAGCAAUAUGCUGAUGAUGUAUUCGAGGAUGAAGGAGACGAGGAAGACGCACUCAUGGACGAAAGUGAUAACGAAGAAGACCUUGAAUAA
Messenger RNA from Moneuplotes crassus, 2001 nucleotides. The record is from the annotation of a GenBank genome assembly. Lineage: Eukaryota; Ciliophora; Spirotrichea; Euplotida; Euplotidae.